AUGGAAAAAGAGCAGCUUUGCUGUAAUUGUGGGAAAUCAGUUAGCCCAAGUGUGUAUGAUCUUCACAUUGCCCACUGUGAAAGGUUCAUAUUCCAGUGCAUAUGUGGGGAUACUGUCAGCAUUAAAGACUCAGAAGCCCAUAUGGCGCUGAAACACAAAAGCACUGAAUGUGUGUAUUGCCAAGCCAAAAUGGAUGCUUGGGAGCUUAAUACCCACUCCUGCCCUCACAAUUUCUUCCAAUGCCCAUUUUGUGAGUGCAUAUUUUCAGAAUUUGAGUCCACUGAUCAUGAGGACCUUUGCUCUAUCAGAACAGAACAAUGCCAUAAAUGUUUGGCAUAUGUCAUGAGGAAGGAUUUGAAAGAGCACUUGGAAAAUGAAUGCAUGCCUUCUCUCUCAGACUUUGGAGUACCAAAAAAGAAUCAGCCUAGUCCUUCUAAGAGAAAAAAAUCCAAUCAAUGGCAAACAGUUGAGAAUUUCAAGGUAGAAAAGCCGAAAAGUAGGCAUGCUUUUGGGAAGGAAGAUUUUGAUAGACUUUAUGCUGAAGAGCUUAUGGAAGAAAUGAUAUAUGAAGAUAUGGAAGUGGAAAUUGAAGAUUAUGAUGUAUAUAAUAGGCCAAAGAAAAUUAGAAGCAAUAAAAAGAAGCCAAAAGCUGUACAAAUUUUGGAUGAAAAUGAAAUUGAUAGAAGAAUAAGGUAG
Blepharisma stoltei is the source of this 696-nucleotide messenger RNA. The record is from the annotation of a GenBank genome assembly. Lineage: Eukaryota; Ciliophora; Heterotrichea; Heterotrichida; Blepharismidae.